CCUUGAAGGGCUCUUGAGCUACCCUGUCUUACCUUGGACUGAAUCUGUCUCCCAUUUCCCUGGCGCUGUAUGAAGCAAGCAAACAUGAAAGUUUAUUUAGGGUAAUUGUUGCUGAUGUUACGCCUCAUUACUCUUGAUGUGACCAACACCAUCCUCAAGUUUCGAAAGCCUCCUGAGGAUCAGUAUGCUGCCAUUGGUCAACUAUAUGGUUUGAAACCAGAUCCUCAGAAACUAAAACAUGCAUUUGGAUUAUGCUACAAGAAACUUGAAGAGGAAACACCUAAUUUUGGAGCUGAAAGUAUUGGCUGGCAAAAUUGGUGGCUUUCAAUUGUAACUGAAACAUUUAGGAGAGCUGAGUGUCAUGCUGAGGAAAGCACACUAAAUGCUGUUGGCAACCACCUCAUCAAGCAUUUCUCAAGUUCUCAUGCAUAUGAGCUUCUUGAUGGGUCUAUACCUCUAUUAGAAAAGAUUAACAACAAAGCAAUAAAAAUUGGAACUAUAUCCAAUUUUGAUGAACGCCUGGAUGGCAUCCUUCUUCAGUUAGGUGUUAGGCAUUAUUUUGACUUUGUUAUUAAUUCAUAUAGUGCCAAAGCUGCUAAGCCAGAUCCUAAAAUCUUCCAGCAAGCUUUGACUCAUGCAGGCAAUGUCAGUCCAACUGAAGCUCUUCACAUAGGAGAUGACCUGUAUCGAGACUAUCUAGGAGCAAGGGCUUGUGGGUGGCAAAGUUAUUUGGUGUCUAGUGAUUAUCAGCAACUAUGUGAGGAAUUUGGUGUCACACCAGAUGAAGCCUCUAUGUUUACUUGUUUAAGAGAAUUGUUACCUGUAAUAGAACUUUCUACCAAACCUCUAAACACUUGUAAAGAAAUAUAGUAUAUUUCUUAAU
This is a messenger RNA of Cherax quadricarinatus, 883 nucleotides long. RefSeq names its product Rhythmically expressed gene 2 (gene Reg-2). Gene Ontology annotation, cellular component: nucleus. Lineage: Eukaryota; Metazoa; Arthropoda; Malacostraca; Decapoda; Parastacidae. The record is from RefSeq and is a predicted model, not a curated record.